Solanum pennellii is the source of this 714-nucleotide messenger RNA. Its product is annotated as prisilkin-39-like. NCBI's taxonomy places the organism in Eukaryota, Viridiplantae, Streptophyta, Magnoliopsida, Solanales, Solanaceae. The transcript is spliced from 2 exons. The record is from RefSeq and is a predicted model, not a curated record. Bases 78 to 455 code for a protein of 125 amino acids.
CUCAUCCUUCUUACAAUUAUUACAAAAUCAAUUAGUAAUUAUAUAUUAGUUAAAUAUAGUUUCAAACAAGGGAAAAAAUGGGAUCAAAGGCAUUUAUGAUUAUUGUUUUGGCUAUUUUUCUUGUGAUAACCUCAGAGGUUGCCGCUAGGGAGUUAGCUCAAAGAUCCACUACUUCUUUGGAUAACGAACAUGCAAAUGAUGCCAAACUUCUAGGAAUAGGAUUUCAAGGAUAUUUAGGAGAUGGAAUAGGAGGACUUCCAGGAAUAGGAGGACUUUCAAGAUCAGGAUUUGGAGGAGUCGGAUUUCCAUGGGGAGGAUAUGGUGGUGAUGGUGGUGGUCGUGGAUAUUAUGGUGGUUAUCCAAGAGGAGGAUAUGGUGGAUUUUAUCCUGGAAUUGGUUAUGGUGGAAGAGGAUACCCUAGAGGUGGUUGGUAUGGAGGAUUGUCUCGCAACUAAUUAAAUAAUUACAUACUGAGGAAUAUUUAUGUAUACCUCUCUAAUGUAUCAAUUAUUACGUUCACGAUAAAUAUUGAGUAGCCAAGUGUUAUUCAUAUUUAUAUAUAUUUGUAUUGUGUGUUAAAUUAAUAGGUAAUGUAGUUUUGUUGUUGAAAGUAUGAAUAAAUAAAUGUAUCAUAAAUCUCCAUUCACUUACUAUGAUGGAUGUUCAUGAUCAUGUAAUGUUUCUUUAAAUAAUAAUAAUAUAAUUAUCAUAGAA